UGCCCACGUGACCGCGCUCGUAGGGCUGGCCACUCGUCCGCUCCCUCAGACGUGGCCCUUCCCUUUUAACUCAGUUUCGCAAGAAAACGCCUGGAAAUGGAUCGGGACUUCGCUAUCUUUAAACAGAGCCGACACAAGCGUAAGAAUAAGGGACUGAACCACAGUCUGUAGGAGUGGUAACCACCGAUCGUGAAAGGCUGGGAAUUGGCAUUUCUUUUUAGACAGCUGUUACUUAGACAUGGAUUUCGACAAACCGAGACACAAUGGGAAUGUAAUCUUAGUAGUUACUGCCUUGCAGACAAAUUUUUCUUCAAAUGUUUUUCCAAAAUUCAUGCAAAAGGACAAGGACAUUCCUGGUUUUAUCUAGUUCCUCACAUGUACAGCUGUCUCUAGGUGGCCAUUUUUCCACCCUCAGCAGCAAAAGCCACAGGCUCCACCCUCCAGUUCUAGUUGGUUGAGAACAUCCUUCCUGAUCUCUCAGUCUCCCGGGCCCAGGAGUUCCCCACUCCUCGCCUAACCCCUCAGCCCUUGCAGCACAGGGCUUCAAGACAGGGCUUGUUCAGUCUGUAUUCCCCCUGUGAGUGAGGCACAGUGCGAGCUCCGUACGGCCUCCCUGCAGUUUUGCUGCUCUCCAUCCUCUCAGGAGAAAGAGUGCCCAGAGGCUGAUGGGCACAUGCAGGUGUACACAAAGGUCCUCACAUAACGGGGGGACAGGAACAUCCUGGAGGCAGCAGGUGCUCAACAAGCCAGGAUCUAAGAAGCAGGAGUAGUGGUUGUAAUCCAGCAGUGCUUAUGAGAAUAAUACCACCUCCUUCUUCACCAGUCCAAAAUCCCACCAGAGUCUUUGCUGGUAGAGAGGCCUUGAUGCAGCUGUACUUAGACAAGAGGAGGACAACAACUGUGCUUGUCAAACCACCUCAGCUCCUCAUACAGGAGAAGCUUUCUGCCAAAAUCCCAGCUGCACUGCCAUCCUACUCUGCUGACCCAGACCAAGUCUCACUGUCAGUCUGCUGCUGUGACAUCACUGAAUAAAAUGCCCGUUUUCCUGAGCAGAAAAAAUCCUGAUUUCCCAUCUUGAUUCUUCUUUCUUACCCUUGUGAAGUCAAGCUGCCCAGCCACUGCUAGCCCUGCUCUAGACUUACAGGGCAGCUGCCAAAGCUUUGCUUUCCUGUGCAAGCAACCUCACACUCCCCUUAGCCCAGACGAGGGGUGGAGCAGCAGCAGAAGGAGCAGAAGACAACCACAAGUCACUGGGGUUAAAGCAGGCAGGAGGACCCCAAGGCACAGAGCCAUGAUCAUACCCAUGCUUCAAAGUCCUGCACAGCUCAAGAGAAGUGCCUGGAUCCAGGAGGUUUCUGGUAAAGCUGGUCCUUGGCAUAGAACUUUUCAAAGCCGUUCGGACCACUUGGAACAAGGACAGCUGUGAGUAAAAGCCCGGAAAGUUUCCAGGGAAGACCUAAGGAUGUUCUGGAUCUUCUGUGGUAUAGACCAAAGGAUUAUGGACUCUUCAAACUGUACUUUAAAAAAUAACUUGAAGCACUAGUAAAAAGAUGAUAAAGCUAGAUGCUAAUCUUUACAUCAAUCAGGACUCUCUAUGCCUGGAGCUCAUUUGCCUUGCAAAUACUCUAUUGUUACAUUCUGUGUCCCUCCCUACUCACUUAAAUGAUUAACUCCACCCCAGAAAAAAACUUUUGUAGAAAUUUCUGGAGGAGAGACGGAUCUUGCCCCUCAAACCAUGGGGCCUGUCAGCUACUCAUCAGAGACCUAUGACUUGAGCCAGGUGGAGUUGAGUGGUUACUACGAAGCUGAGAACACCACCCCUUCUUUGGAGGGCUACUUCUGCUUUAACCCAGCCUCAUCUGUGGUUGGCAACCAGGGAGACCCCUUCAGAAAGGUCUUCAUGCCCCUCAUCUAUCUGUUGAUGUUUGUGUUGGGGACUUUGGGCAAUGUCCUGGUCCUGGUCAUUUUAGAGAGGUUCAAGCGGUCUCGCACCACCACAGAAAACUUCCUUUUCCACCUUACCCUGGCCAACCUGGCACUGUUGCUCACCUUCCCAUUCAGUGUGGUGGAGAGCUUGGCUGGGUGGCUAUUUGGGAAGUUCCUCUGCAAGAUACUCAGUGCUGUCCACAAGAUCAAUUUCUACUGCAGUAGCAUUCUGCUGGGGUGCAUCGCGGUGGACCGUUACCUGGCCAUAGUCUAUGCAAUCCACACCUACCGCAAACGCAGAGCUCGCUCCAUCCACCUCACCUGCAUGGCUGUCUGGCUCUGCUCAUUGCUUCUGACUUUACCCGAUCUCAUCUUCAUGGAAGUCUGGACAGAUGAUAGCAACCGCAGCAUUUGCUAUUUUCCAGAGGUUGGGAUUGAUGGAAACAAUGCGUGGCUGGCAACUCGCUUUCUCUACCACACCGUGGGCUUCUUUGUGCCUCUGCUGGUGAUGUGUUACUGCUACAUGGCCAUCAUCCGGGCACUGUGUCAGUCCCAGCGACUGCAGAGGCAAAAAGCUGUCCGGGUGGCCAUCCUGGUCACAGGCAUCUUCCUCCUCUGCUGGAGCCCAUACCACAUUGUCAUCUUCCUGAACACACUUACCAAGCUAGAAACCUUCACCAAGAACUGCCUCCUGGAAGACCAGCUGGAUACUGCCAUCAUGGUGACAGAGGCCAUUGGCUUCACACACUGCUGCCUCAACCCCAUCCUCUAUGCCUUUAUUGGGGUCAAGUUCCGUAAUGACUUCUUCCGGAUCCUGCAGGAGCUUGGCUGCAUAAGCCAGGAGACCCUGCAGGAGAUCCUGGAGGUGACAAGGAAGGGUAGUGGGAUAGAGUCUGACAACAUCACCUCCAUCUCCACUUUCUAGCAGUGAAAGGCUACCUGCAGGGCAGAACUGGCCUGGGGCUUUCCUUUCCAGUGCCACACUUGCUGUGGUCUCAGUUACAAGUUUCACAAACAUCCCGACAACUUUCUUCACUCUUCAGGAAACAGGUCCAAUAGCCACCAAACACCCAAACCUUGCUUGGCUCUUCCUGGUUCUCAUACUUGGUAGAGAUCCACCUGGCAGCUGUUGGUGAAUGCUGGAUGUCUGAUGGUCACUCUUGUGGGGCUGGAUGAACUUGAGUGGGUUGAACCUGACAUUCUCACCUCUCUCUCAAAAAACUGACUGCAGGCAUCGUGUGCACAAAGCCAGGCACAGGACUGGGGUGCCAGGGUUAAGGAAAAAAGUGCAGCCAAGUAAAUGAGUCAUGUCAGUAAGCAGGUCUCCAUUUCACCAGCUCAGGUUGGUACAGACAUGGACAAAUGAAGCCGUGGGACUCAGUGGCCAUAGCAACUGGAGGGAUGCAGGUAGGACUGAUGGGGGCUGCAAAGCUCAAUCCAAUAACAUGGGCUUACAGUGCUGGACACUCCUUGAUUGCAACAUUGUCCUCCUGCUGUGUGACAUUCCUCCAGCCAGCCUGAACACAUUCAUCUUCCCAACACAGCUCAUGCCAGGAGAUUCUCCCAGAGACUGAAAGAUUUGACUGUCACAGACUCCUUUCCUGACACCAUUUGCAUCCUUCCCCACUCAUUUGAUCUGUUUUACUGCUGUUAUGAUCUCCUGUGAGUGGCUGCUGAACUGAAUGCCUGACUAUGGAAAAGUUUUCCUUUAAGGAAGAACACCAUCUGAUGAGGUGGCUUCUGUCUUGUGACUGCACACAGGAUAGAAACCACCCAACUUUGCAAGACUGGUGGUAUAACUUUUUUUUUUUUUUUUUUUUGGCAGCUAGUUGUAUGGCUAUUUAUGGGUACUGAGAGCAAGGAGACUCACAGCCCCAGAGUAAGGGAAAGAGCUCGUUUGCAUAAUUUCUCUUGGUUUUUCGCAAGGCUAGAGGAAAUGUAGCAUUUUGCUUUGUACUAUGUUUUCUGAUAUUUCCUCCACCUGCACCUACAGGGCUUUCAGAGAUUAAGUGCAUCCAGGUGUACAGGGAACAAAACUGAGUGGUGAUCUUGCCCGAACUGCAAGUAUGCAGAAACUGAUCAGAUCAGGGCAGCUUGAUGAUAAUUUGGUUCAAAGUAAGAGCAGCAGCUUUCCCCAUCAUUAAUUGUUGCACUGCAAACUGGUGUGUGGGAAAACCCCAGCAGACUCAAGACAGCCUGCUGCUACCUAGGAGGUCUUGUCACAGUUUAAACGGCAGUGGGCCCACAACACUGCUCCAUGACAUUUCUGUUCCUAAAGAGUGCUGUGGCCUGAACUGUAGGAGAGCCAUACAUACCAAUGUCACAUGAGCACGACCCUCCUCACAAGCACACUUUAAAAUCUGCUCUACCCUUCACCUCACAUUUUAAGCAAUGUUGAAACAAUGUUAGUUCUCCUGCAGCAGCAGGAAUUUUGUGUUAACCUCACUUCUGAAGUUCAUCCCACUAGCAGAGAGCUCGGUCCCAGGUGAACUUCACGGUACUCAAAGGCCGUGCUAAAAAGACCAGUCAUUAUGGAAGGGGCCACAUUACCUAAGCCCGACUCAGGCAGAGAUCUCAAUAGCUUGAUCUCACAUUGUGACUUGAGGAGAAAACUCACCUAGUAUAAGGCACUCCACCAUUCCCUGCAGCACCACAUCUUCAAAGACGAAAACUUUCAAGUAAUGGCAACUGUGGUUGUUCAGGCACAGACAUGCAGCAAAGAAGACCAAAUCUCUUAAGCCUGCACUUGUGUUCUUCAUGGUUGUUCCAGUGAGAAAACCCAUUGCAGAUGCAUUGUAAACACCUCCCCACAGCAGGUUGUGGUGACAACUGUAUUUCUACAUGAAAAUGUUAUUGAAAAAAACAAUAGUCAAAGUGCAAAAUUCUUACACUUGGUCACAAAGUAAAAAGAAAAUCUGCACUCAAAUGAGAAUGAACAGACUACACAUCUAUUGUUACUAUAGCUUUUAGCACUGGUAUGUACAAACCUUUAGGAAGUUUUGAGGUAAGCCAUAAUAAACAGGUGAAUAAAACACCAUCUUCUCAUGUAUAGUGCUUGUAAGCAGUUGUCUGUAACUGUGUCGCUUAACUCAAGGAAGAUGCACCAGAGAGCAAGCACUAAAUGGGCAAAUGGCACCUUUCUUCUGACAAGUUCUGUUUAAAGGGCUCUGAGGAGCACUUUGUUCAGAUUCCACUUCACCAGUGCCACAGAAGGCUCUGCUGUGUUCAGAGUCAGUCCAGACCUACAUUAUCUCUCUGCUCUCUUCCACUAACUGCAGCACCUCCUGCCUCAGUUUUACAGCAGCUGCUAAGCUGACUGGAAAGCUGCCCUUACACCUACAUUUGGCUCAGACAGCCUGGGAAUGGCUUGGCUCAGAGCUGGAAAACCUUCCCCAAAAAGUUGCUAGUGUUCCUCCUGCAGCUGCCUGCAGCCAGCCUGCUGAAUGGUGAUAAGAAGAAAGCAAGAGGAACUUUCCUUCACUGCAGAGGAAGCUCUGCUUUCCACUCAGCAAAACCCUUGCUUGUCCCCUCAAGGUUUGCAUGGCUGUCACAACACCUUGCCCCAGAGUGGGCUUCCCAGCUAAGUACUCAUCCUGCAGAAGCCACCCCUGCAGCCCUCGGGCAGACCUUCAGCCUCCCCUAUGGAGCUCUGCUCAGCCCCUAUCCCACAGCUACCAAGUGAGGCAGAUGCACUCUGCCCACCCAGGCCACCACAAAGGGGGACUGUGCCAAGGGGAGCUCCAAGGUGGCUCCUGCAGAAAGCAGGGAGAUGGUGUGUGGGAAGGCAAUGUCACCACUAUCCACAGCACACCCUCUGCACCCCCAGUCCUGGACUGUGCUCUGCAAACAAGGCUCCAGCAGAAAAACUAGAGUAAGCCCUGGUAUCUGAUGAAGGCAACCCCAAAGAUGCGAACACGAAGACCCUCACAACAGCACACUGCUCUGUAUUUCCUGCAGGGCAACCAAGUCUCCCAGGAGACAGAGCUGGGGUUCCAACAGAGCAUCCUGCUACACACACACAGUGAUCACAGGGCCAUGGCAGGCAGUGGAGCAUGCACGGGUGAGUGCAAAUAAGGGAACGCAUGAAUGAACAUGUGCCUGGGAGUGCUGCAGAGAAGGGGCUCCCCCAAUGCCCACACAAUC
Messenger RNA from Prinia subflava (tawny-flanked prinia), 6069 nucleotides. RefSeq names its product C-X-C motif chemokine receptor 5 (gene CXCR5). The record is from RefSeq and is a predicted model, not a curated record. The transcript is spliced from 2 exons. Lineage: Eukaryota; Metazoa; Chordata; Aves; Passeriformes; Cisticolidae. Gene Ontology annotation, biological process: immune response; positive regulation of cytosolic calcium ion concentration; B cell activation. Gene Ontology annotation, cellular component: membrane; external side of plasma membrane. Gene Ontology annotation, molecular function: C-C chemokine binding; C-C chemokine receptor activity; C-X-C chemokine receptor activity. Bases 1736 to 2851 code for a protein of 371 amino acids.